GAGAAGAAAUUAAUUGACGGCUAAACUUAAACCCAGACGAAACCUCCGAUCACUUUCUCUCGGUCCCUUCCUCUUCCUCCUUCUCGCCUUUACAUACACCUAUACACGGAAUUACUUCCGUCUAUACCUCUUUUUCCGUCGAUUAGAUAAGCUUUCACCAUCGGCGGCGAGGGAGAGGUGAAUUUCGUCUCCCGAUGACUCUAAGCCGCGCCGAUUCCUCCAACUCUAACCGAUCCUCUUUCUCCGCCGUGGCUGGAACCGAUCAUCACAAACGGAAACUCGACGACUACGCCUCGUCGUCCCCUGAUCACGGCGGUGAUCUCCUCCUAAAGAUGAAGAGGCACGAGGUAAACGCCGAUCACUUGUCGGCGUUUCAGAAAUCGUUUCUCACGUGGAGCUACGGCGGCAAUUCCGGCCUGAAUCGGUCGUUUGCUCCGGCCGCGGAGUGUUCUUCCUCUUCUUCCUCUCGCGUUCCCGAGUCGUCCGGGUUGUCCGAGUCGACUCGUUUGCAAAUCUUCGUGAGGAUGAUGUCAGGAGGGAAAACGAUCGUGAUCCACGCCGAUAGAAACGACACCGUGUUGAUUCUUCACGAGAGAAUCGAGUGGAAAACUAAGAUUCCGGUGACGGAGCAACGGGUUAUCUACAAAGGUAAGCAGCUGCAGCUCGAGCACACUCUCAGCUACUACUCGAUCGAGCAAGACGCUUCGCUCCAGCUUGUUGGAAGGAUGCAGAGCACGGAGCAUCCGGUGGCUUGGCAAACUGUUGAUGAUAUCAUGUACACAAUCUCUCGAAUGCACAGAGGCGAGAUUCUCUUCUCCAUCGACAACAUCAACGAGAAGCUCGUUAAGUUUUUCGCCUCGAUUCCUGUAAAAGAAGAGAAUGCGACUGCCAAGUAUAUCAAGAUUUUCUCGAGCUCUUCGGUUCCAGCUGCUCUGGUAAUGCUCUACGCUUCUAAGUUAGAGAUUAACAAAGCCUGUGCUAAGAGCUCCAUCAAGCUCUUCUUGAAUAGUUGCAUAGGUUUGCCUCAGAAACAGAAGAACUAUUGUUUACCGGUCGUUUUAGAGUUCUGUAGAUUGCUAAGGAACGUUUGCUCGAAUAACAAGCUGUAUCUUGCUUCCCGGAACACCUUGGGAUCAAUGCUGGAAUCGCUUAGUGAGGAUGAUGCUCGAAUUCAUUGUGGAUCGUUGGCUUUUAUGGACGAGAUUUUCCCGUUCGUAACCGAGUGUGCUGAUGGUGUGGUGUCAGAGUUACUCGGUAAUGAAGGGCCUAGUUUAUGUGACGUUCAGAAAUUCUCUUCCUUUUGGAGAUGCUUGAGGAGGGUCAUUGUACUCCAUUCUGCCACCUGCAUUCCCAUUGCUUUACCUCUGCGAAACAGCGGAUUGGAAAAGGAGAUUGAAAAGCUUUCUCGGAUGUUCAAAAAGCUGUUGACUACAAUGGACAUUUGUAUGUUGAGAAUCGAAACUUUGUUGGGUAGAAGAGGAGUUGCCAAUAUUGAAGCUGUGUCUGCAAAAUGGUCUCAGUUUCUUGCUAUUCUGAAGAUCAUCAAUUCAAUGUCUGAUCUCUAUCAAGGUGCCAAGGAACAGGUAGCUUGUCUUUUGAAUAACAGGAAGGUUUCAUUCUGCGCCAUCGUUUUGAAAUUUGCAAAAAGAGGCGAUGAUCACCGAUGGAUCUUUGAGUACAAGGAAGCUACAACCUUUGAAUCUAGGAGGCAUUUGGCAAUGCUGUUGUUUCCUGACGUGAAAGAAGACUAUGAGGAGAUGCACGAAAUGCUCAUUGAUCGGUCCAAUUUGUUAUCUGAAUCGUUUGAGUACAUAGCGAGCGCAACCCCUGGGGCACUUCAUGGUGGACUGUUCAUGGAAUUCAAGAAUGAGGAAGCUACAGGUCCUGGUGUUCUAAGAGAAUGGUUCUAUUUGGUUUGUCAAGAGAUAUUUAAUCCGCAAAAUACUCUCUUUCGUCGAUCUGCUGAUGAUUUUAGAAGAUUCUCUCCAAAUCCAGCAUCCCAGGUGGAUCCAUUGCAUCCAGAUUUCUUCGAGUUCACAGGUCGUGUGAUUGCUUUAGCUUUGAUGCACAAAGUUCAAGUAGGGGUGCUAUUCGAUCGUGUUUUCUUCUUACUGUUGGCCGGACGGAAAAUUUGUUUGGAAGAUAUCAAGCACACCGAUAGAAUCAUGUACAAUAGCUGCAAACAGAUUCUAGAAAUGGAUCCAGUGGAGUUCGAUUCAAACGGAGGUCUUGGUCUAACAUUUGUGUUGGAAACCGAGGUGCUUGGAAAAAGGGAUACACUAGAGCUAUGUGCAGGCGGGAAAUCAGUUGCUGUUACCAGCAGGAACAGGGAUCAAUACGUCAAACUCCUAAUCGAACAUCAAUUCGCCAGAUCAAUCUCCGAGCAAGUGGAGCAAUUUUCACAGGGUUUCUUUGAUGUCCUUUCAGAUACCGAAAUGACCAAAUCAUUUUUCAGGAGAAUUUACCCUGAGGAUCUCGAUGGGAUGCUUCGAGGAGGUGAAAACCCGUUAAGCAUAGAUGAUUGGAAAGCGCAUACACAGUACAACGGAUUCAACGAGAACGACCACCAAAUAGACUGGUUCUGGAAGAUUAUGAAGAAGAUGACAGAGGAAGAGCGGAGGAGUGUACUCUUCUUUUGGACAUCGAUUAAGUUUAUACCAGUGGAAGGGUUUAGAGGGCUACCGUCAAAGCUUUACAUAUAUAGAUUAUAUGAAGCUAAUGAUCGUCUUCCAGUGUCUCACACUUGCUUUUACCGUCUCUCUUUACCAAGCUACACGUCGAUGGCUCUCAUGGAGCAACGACUUCGAUUCAUCGCUCAAGAUCAUGUCAGCUCCAGUUUCGGUAAAUGGUGAAGAAAUAGUGUGUCUCUAUCUCUCUCUCUGGUCAUUAGGUUCGUAGAUUGGUGCUUUUGGUGUACAGAUUUAGCUGUGGUCAAGCUCUGUUUAUGACCGGGGGAGAAAGGUGAAAAGACCUUUCUUAAUUUCUUGUUUUUUUUUUUUUUGAUGUUUAGCUUAUGAAUAAAUUAAUCUCUUUUUAAACUUAUGUCAAGGAGGAAAAGUUAUAAAAUAACAGUGUCGUUUUAA
This is a messenger RNA of Eutrema salsugineum, 3083 nucleotides long. RefSeq names its product E3 ubiquitin-protein ligase UPL5. Gene Ontology annotation, biological process: proteasome-mediated ubiquitin-dependent protein catabolic process; positive regulation of protein catabolic process; protein polyubiquitination. Gene Ontology annotation, molecular function: ubiquitin-protein transferase activity; protein binding. NCBI's taxonomy places the organism in Eukaryota, Viridiplantae, Streptophyta, Magnoliopsida, Brassicales, Brassicaceae. The record is from RefSeq and is a predicted model, not a curated record. The coding region runs from base 195 to 2852 and encodes 885 amino acids. The transcript is spliced from 3 exons.